Gossypium raimondii (Peruvian cotton) is the source of this 883-nucleotide messenger RNA. RefSeq names its product auxin-responsive protein IAA1. NCBI's taxonomy places the organism in Eukaryota, Viridiplantae, Streptophyta, Magnoliopsida, Malvales, Malvaceae. Gene Ontology annotation, cellular component: nucleus. The record is from RefSeq and is a predicted model, not a curated record. Gene Ontology annotation, molecular function: protein binding. The transcript is spliced from 5 exons. The coding region runs from base 64 to 711 and encodes 215 amino acids. Gene Ontology annotation, biological process: regulation of DNA-templated transcription.
CAAAGAGUUUCAGUUUUUCUUUUUCUUUUUAAUGCAAAAACGCCAGCUUUUUAAGAGAGAGAUAUGGUAUUGAAAGAAGAACCGAAGUCACCGGAAAGUGACGUCACCAGCAUGAGUUUCGAGGAGACGAAGCUGACUUUAGGAUUGCCAGGGGAGGGACGAUCGUCGGCGGGAGCUGUAAAGUGUUCUGCAAAACGUGGCUUCGUUGAGACCGUAGUCGAUCUUAAAGUCGGGAGUUCUGGUAACUGCAUGCCUGGUGGACGUGAUGACACUACUACUGUUAUCGAUUCCGGUGCCGGAAAACCUCCUCCCGCCAAGGAACAAGUAGUGGGUUGGCCACCAGUGAGAUCAAGUAGAAAGAAGGCUAUAAAUGAGAGGUUUAGGUAUGUGAAAGUAGCCAUGGAUGGAGCUCCAUUUCUUCGCAAAGUAAACUUACAAUGUUACUCUAGUUACAACCAGCUCUUGAAAGAUUUCGACAACUUAUUCGAUUGUAGUAAUAAAGAGGAAAGCAAGCUUAUGGAUGUGGUAAAAAGAAUGGAGUAUGUACCAACUUAUGAAGAUAAAGACGAUGAUUGGAUGUUAGUUGGAGAUGUUCCUUGGAAAAUGUUCGUAGAGUCAUGUAAGCGUAUCCGUUUGAUGAAAUGCUCAGAUCCUACUGUCUUCACCUUAGCAUCAAAGGGCUGUUCUUCUUCCUCUUCUCCAAAAUGUUGAAUCCCAAGCUGAGUUCAUAGUGAGUGUGGUUUAUAUAUAUGUAUGUAUGUAUGGUAACCCCUUGUAAUUAUGUUAGAUUCCAAGAAUAAAUUUGUGCCUUUAAUAUAAAACUUUAAUCAUGUUCCACAACUGAGUUUUUAUUAUUGGAUAUCAUUAUUUUGCAUAUUUUAAA